This is a messenger RNA of Microdochium trichocladiopsis, 1052 nucleotides long. RefSeq lists its product as uncharacterized. The transcript has 2 exons. The coding region runs from base 27 to 980 and encodes 317 amino acids. NCBI's taxonomy places the organism in Eukaryota, Fungi, Ascomycota, Sordariomycetes, Xylariales, Microdochiaceae. Gene Ontology annotation, molecular function: oxidoreductase activity. The record is from RefSeq and is a predicted model, not a curated record.
CAGCAGACUUUUCUCCGGCAGUCAUCAUGGCCCAGCCCGUCAAGAAUGUCAUGCUGGUAGGAGCAUCCGGCCUCUUCGGCGCCCACGUCCUCCACGCCCUGCAAUCCCACUCCCCGCAAUUCACCAUUACAGCACUCACCCGGUCCUCGUCGACCGCUAGCUUCCCCGCUUCCCUCAACACGAUCCCCAUCGAGGACACCUAUCCCCUCCCCGACCUCAUCGCAGCAUUCACCGGGCAGGAUGCAGUAAUCUUAACCCUGCCCGGCCGCCCGACCUCGGAGCUGCAGAUCCGCAUGAUUGACGCCGCCGUCGCGGCGGGUGUGAGGAGAUUCGUGCCCAGCAUGUUCGGGAAUAAUACUUCUCGGGAGGCCGGGGAGAUGGUGGGUUUAUACGCGGAUGAGAACCUAGUUAGGGAGCAUCUGCGCAGGAAAUCGCGAGAGAGGCACGCGAAGGGCCUUGAGGGAGGAGGGUUCACUUACACGAUCCUCCACCCAGGACAGUUUUUCGACUGGGGCCUCGAGAGCGGGUGGUUGAGUUUCGAUGUAAAGGGGAAGAAGGCGGUUGUUUAUGGGAGUGGAGAGAGGAGGUGGAGUACGAGUACCAUCGGGACUGCCGCGGAGGCGGUUGUGCGGUGUUUUGAAACUAAGGAGGCGAGGGAUAGGGAGCUUAGGGUUGCAAGUUUUACAGUUAGUCAGAACGAGUUGUUGGGGGUUUUCGAGAGGUUGACGGGGGAGAACUGGGAGGUGGGGAAGGUCGACUGUGCGGAGGCGAGGAAGAGGGCUCGGGAGAUGGCGGAGGGGGAAUACUGGGACAGGUUGAAGAUGGAGAUUAUGGUGUUACUUGGGGAAGAUGAGGGUGGGGAUAGGGGGCAGGAGUUUGAGAGGGAUAGUGAUGGAUUGUGGAAUGAGAGGUUAGGACUGCCGAGGGAAAACUUGACUGAGGUCCUAGAGAGGGUGGUAAAAAAGACUAUGAUACAGUAGAUGAUGUUAUCAAGGUACGGCACAUCGUUCCAGGUGACAUCGGCUUGAAAGUUAUCCCAGGAUCAUCCCGAC